AUGGAUUUCACGAUCCCCCGAUUUCUGAUGGACAUGGCUCUGUCUACAACUCCUCAACAGGCUUUCCAACAGGCCGACGCGCUCCUCUUGCAGGCAGCAGAGCUGAAGCACAAAGCUACCGAGUAUCAAUCGCAACUUGCUAUCCUCAAUGAGCGAGCCGACAUCUUAGUUGCGACCGCCUGCGGCCUUCAGGCCAUUGCACAGCAAGACCGCGAAAGUAUCCAGCAUCUUCUCGACAGUGCCUUGGAAAUGUACGGAAGCAACGUCGACGAGUAUGCAAGUCUUCCUCGGAAGGCGGAACGGUUGGAAUCUUUGAAAAUCCGGGUGGAAGAUGGCAUGGCCACCAUAGAACAGCUGGAGGCUUUCCUUCAAGACAUGAUGACGUCUACCACACCCACUCGGUCCGAAAGAUCUCUCGCCCCUGAACCUGAGAGUCCGCCAACUCCAUUGAGAACUGCGGCACCGGCCUUUGUUACUGGAGUCAAGCGAGGAAGGUCCGAAAACGAGGAGGACGAACAUCAAGCAACACAACCAGUCAAGAGACUCAAGAGAGAGCAUUUGGCGAAUGAGGAAGGCUAUCAUUCAACCCAACCUUCCCCGAGAGGAGAAGAACAUGAUGAAGGAUCUGACUCGGUCGCCCCGAUCAACGAAGCUCACAGCAGUCCCUCCACCAAAGACUCGGUCGUGAGUGGCGAAAGCGAAACCGGCAUCACCAUCACAACUCCACGCCCCAACUCGAUCGGAACGGAAGCAGCAUUGGCUCAUAUUGCUGGGGACACUCAAGAGCAAGACUCCGACUCGGCUUGCAAGGAAGCAACAUCAUCAGAACCUCGCAGCUCUCCUCCUGCCCCGGCGCCCGACUGUGAUACUUUGAGAGUCAGUUCUGAUGACAAGCCAGUGAAGAAGACCAAGAGACAUCGGAAACACCCGCGGCAGAAGGAGCACAAGAAAACCAAGCGAGUCAAAUCUAGCAGCACCAAGGACAUCAGUGGCAAGGCUGAAGAUAAGAAGGAACGGAAACGCAAGAAUAAGGGACACGAAAAGGCCAGCUAA
Molecule: messenger RNA, 1053 nt
Organism: Capronia coronata CBS 617.96
Lineage: Eukaryota; Fungi; Ascomycota; Eurotiomycetes; Chaetothyriales; Herpotrichiellaceae
Exons: 1
Coding region: 1-1053 (350 amino acids)
Source: RefSeq, a predicted model, not a curated record